Molecule: messenger RNA, 2387 nt
Organism: Cajanus cajan (pigeon pea)
Lineage: Eukaryota; Viridiplantae; Streptophyta; Magnoliopsida; Fabales; Fabaceae
Source: RefSeq, a predicted model, not a curated record
AAGUCAAGGCGUAGAUAAGUAAAAACCCUAGAAACCACACUGAUACGCACACACUGUGUCUUUUGCAGCGCCACUCUUUCUUCUUCUUCCUUCGCGUCGAUCUGCGAGAGGGGCUUCCCAGCCCUCUCUCAUGCAAUUCAGGUGAUUAUUCUUCAGAUGGAAGCAUUGCUUGCUUGACUGAUUCCUUUGUCCCAAAGGAGUUGGAAUUUUGUGGUUUUGUCCGGGCUUGGAGAUUUGGAGGGUGUCCCUGCACCGCCUGUAUUUUUUCAUCACAAUGAUUGCCACAGAAACUAUAGUACCGAGUACAAAAUUGAAGAUCAAGUUCUCAACUAAAAGGAUAGAGGUUGAUUCUGGGGCAAAAUGUGAGUAUGGGCAGGAAGUGUCUCACAUUGAUGAUAACAGGUGCUUCAAUUCAAAUGGAAAGUCCUCUGUGUCGAAUUCCAACAAGAGGAGACCACCACCAAGUAUUGAUGGCCAAAAGGUGAAAAGGCAGAGGAUUGAUCGAAAAGGGUCAAUGCAGUGUGUUACAUUAGUGAAGAGUUUAAUAUCUCAUUCGUACGGUUGGGUGUUUAGUAAACCUGUUGAUCCUGUAGCGUUGAAUAUUCCAGAUUAUUUUACAAUCAUAUCACAUCCAAUGGAUUUGGGCACAAUUAAAUCUAAGCUGGAGAAAAAUCUUUAUUCUGACAUUGAGGAGGUUGCAGCUGAUGUGAGACUGACCUUCUCAAAUGCCAUGACAUAUAAUCCUCCUGGCAAUGAUGUUUAUUUGAUGGCGAAUGAACUCAGAAAAAUAUUUGACAGAAAAUGGAAAGACUUUGGUAAGAAAUGGAAGUGUGAAGAUGAAGACGGUAAAAGUUUGACUGGAACAACUAAGGAAACUGGGAGACAAAGUCUAGAUGGGGUGCAUCUCCAGCAUAAAGAAUUGUUGCCCAGAAAGACACAAGUAUCUGAACACAAAGGGAUUCAUAAGAUUAGGUCAUUGGGUGCGAAAGAUGCUAGAGUGGAGGCAGCAAAAUUGUCACAGAUUCCUUGCAAGUUGAUUGAGAAAGACUUGUGCAAAGGCAGCAAAGGUAACCAUGAUGGGGAACAGCCUCCUGGCACACGAAAGGCCUGUUCUUCAUUGCGUCUUGUCACAUGCAAGUGUAGCAUUUGUGGCGAUACCACAUGCCAUUGUGUGAUUCCUAGCAAUUCAACUCGAGUGCAAUCAGAUAUAUCAUCCGAAGGAUAUGAAGGAAGGGACCUAAUUGCAAGUGGCGCCGAUUCUCUGAGACAAGACUGCCUGACUAAAUGUACAUCUCCUAUGGAGAAGAAAUCAGAUCCUGAUUCUGAUGGUGAGAAGAAUUUAAAACUUGGGAAGUUAUCUUCUACCUUUCUCUUUCAUGCUGAUUUGGUGUAUUUCAUGUUGAUAUUAUGCGAAGGGACUGCAAGUUCUUUGGACAGCGAACAUGUUUGUCCAAGUUCUCAGGGUGUAACUACUACUGACGCCACUUCAGGGGAAGUAUGGAGCACUCCUAUUUUGCCUCUACAGCUGUCUCCUAAAAAGGCUCUUCGUGCUGCUAUGCUUAAAAGUCGCUUUGCAGAUACCAUUUUGAAAGCACAACAAAAGACCCUUCUUCAGCAAGGUGAUAAAGGUAAUCAUCAAAAAAUGAAGCUGGAAAAGGAGAGAUUGGAAAGGAUUCAGCGUGAAGAAAGAGCUAGGAUCGAAGCUCAAAUUAAAACUGCUGAAGCUGCCGCAAGAAUGAAGGCUGAGGAAGAGUUGAGGCAACGCAUAGAAAAGGAAAGAGAGGCUGCACGAGCUGCAAUAGAAAAGAUGAAAAGAACUGUUGAUAUUGAACAUAAUAUGGAGAUUAUUAGAGAACUUGAAAGGUUGAGUGGAUGCACGCUGUCUUAUAAGGCUGUGGGAGGAAGAAAUGGCUACAAAGUUGCGUUGGAUACAUUGGAUAAACCCAAAUUUGAGAGCCCAUUGGAGCGGCUUGGUUUAUUUAUCAAGGAAGAGUAUACCGCAGAUGAAGAUGAGGAGUUAUUGAACGGAGGCUGGGAAGAAGGGGAAAUUUUUAACUGAUACACCUUCAUGUAUUUCGGCCACCUCUAGGUGUUUAUAUACGUCCCUUUAGAAAGGGUAACAGAAUCAUUAUAAGUGCACAUACUGUUGGAUUAUAUCUGCUUUUAUGUCCACUUUGGGAAUUAGGUAACUACACGCUUGCAAUUUUGUUUGACAAUCUUGAUGCGUUCCUAUAUAGUAUUAGACGUGGUGUCUUUGAUGUAAAUAGGUCAAGAUAAAGAUGGCCACAAAAAAGGGAAUUUUUUUAAUUAUUUGCAAAAAAUAUUUUUAUACGCCUCGUUUUAGUGUCACUUGAAUAAGUUGAUGCGACUGCUUCUGGUAUUGUGAA